AUGGGUUAUACUGCUAAUAAAGAUUUUACUUCCAUAAAAGCUUCACGUUCCUCACUUUCCACUGGAACCACAAGUAAUAUCUCAAUCAAUCUUCUAAGAAAUGAUUCCACAUAUACAAUAGACCGAUCCCCACCCAAUGUAGUUCAGAAUUUUUUAUCUGAAAGUGUUAUUACGAAAAAUAGGUGGUCAUUUAAUGUAACCUGGGAAACUGCCAUUCAAAAUAUAACAUACAUUUUAUGUUGGUAUUUCUUUUCCACGGCAUUAUCAUUUUAUAAUAAACAUCUUAUGGGAAGAGAUUAUUUUAAUUUAAAUCUUCCAAUCUUUGUGAGUGCGUUGCAUAGCGGAAUGCAUUUCUUAAUAACGUUCGCAAUGAUGAAAGGAUAUUUAUCGUUUAUUUAUAAAAAACCGGAAGAAAAAUUUGUUUCAUCAAAUAAUUAUUUGAAUCGAGUAGUUCCAUGUGCUCUUGGUGCAGCAUUUGAAAUAUGUAUGGCAAAUGCUUCACUUGUAUUGGAACAACCUAGAAUGAUUUUAGUAUUUAUAAUAUCAAUAAUAAGUAUUGGAGUAGUGAUGACAGUUUUUGGGGAAACUCAAUUUAAUUUAAUUGGAUUUUUAUUGGUUCUAGGGGCAUCAAUAAUUAGUGGAUUAAGGUGGUCAAUAACUCAAAUGUUACUUCAAAAAGAGGAGGCGAUGAAUAGUCCAUUCGCUACUCUUUAUUAUUUAUCCCCAAUUAUGUUUUGUGCCAUGUUAUUACUUUCUUUCUUAUUCGAAAGUCCUAUAGCCGUUUUUAAUACUUCUUCCCAUUUUUCUGAUUUCAUUACUGGUAUACAAACAAUUGGUUUAAUGUUUGUCGGAGGAUUUUUGGCAUUUUGUAUGACAAUUGCAGAAUUUGCAUUAAUUAAGAACACAAGUACCGUCACUUUAUCUGUAGCUGGAAUUAGUAAAGAAGUAGUGAUUAUUUCUUUAUCCGUAUUUAUAGAUAAUGAUAAAUUAACUCCACUUAAUUUAUUUGGUGAGCCAUUAGAUUUGAGGAGUCAAUACGAAUGA
This is a messenger RNA of Diversispora eburnea, 1044 nucleotides long. NCBI's taxonomy places the organism in Eukaryota, Fungi, Glomeromycota, Glomeromycetes, Diversisporales, Diversisporaceae. The record is from the annotation of a GenBank genome assembly.